Molecule: messenger RNA, 1992 nt
Organism: Musca domestica (house fly)
Lineage: Eukaryota; Metazoa; Arthropoda; Insecta; Diptera; Muscidae
Exons: 2
Coding region: 562-1992 (476 amino acids)
Source: RefSeq, a predicted model, not a curated record
CAAAUUAAAAACUAGAAUAUCGGGACAUAAAUCAGACAUUAAAUUAAGGAGCCAAAACAAUAUUCAAAAAACAGCACUUGCGGAACACUGUAAACUUAACAACCACAUACCAAACUUUGACAAAAUACGAGUAUUACAGGCGGAGAACAACUACAACAGAAGGUUAACAUUGGAGAUGCUGCAUAUAAAUAACAUACCAACAAACAAAAAGAUCAAUUACAAAAGCGACACCGAUAAUGCAGCUUAUUGUUAUCGACACUUGACAAAGAAGAGAUCGUGCAAUACGUAGAAAUAAUCAGUGCAAUAAUAACACCAGACAAUGGUAGUAAAAACUACAUUAGCUGUUAAGUAAAUCUGACAAUUUUAUGUAAAUAUUGCCCCUGAAGAUGCAAUUUGAUAAUUGCGAAAUAUUGGGAACAUAUUAUUGUAAUCAAUAAAAUAAAUCCGAAAAUGGCCUAAAGCUCGAAAAAAUCUUAUUAUUUAUAAAUCAAAUAAAAAGGCCGAUAAACAACCAUUUCUCAAGAUAAUUAAAACACGGAGAGCACGCCAAAAACCAUAAUCAUGAUCUACAAGAAAACAAAUAACAACAUACGACACAGCAUAAACAGACACAAAAAUAUGAAGGUAAAAAUUGAAAAAAUAAAAACAACGUUAACCUUUCUCAUACGCUGCCGUAAUCAUGGAAUUAUACCUAACUUCAUAAAAAAUGCAAUGAAAAACAUAUACAAUAUUUUUAAAACUCCAUACUUUCAUCACAUUCCAAACACUAUAAAAAAACACAUAGAUAUAUUUCAGAACAAAAUUCUUAGUUUAGUGAUACAACAAAAACAUAAACAACUUGAAUAUAAAAACAAAGAACUACAAGCACUAGAUGAACGUCUAAAUAGCCAAAUGAGGAAAGAGGAUUUUGAUAACAUUCACGACAACGAAAACAUAAUUAUGUCAAGAACACACAACAAAACCAAAAUAGUCCAACAACGAAAAUUUGACAAACUAAAAGAAAACCAAAUGAGAGAACUAAACAUCACUCUCAACGAUGGCUGGUUCGUGAAUAAAACUAACGUAGAAUUCCCAAAAGAUGUAAAAUGGUUACUCUCGUUAGGAGAAAAAUUUGGAUUACCAACUAGCAAACAGAACUUUCCACUAUUCAAAGUCAUUGCUGACGGCGACGACAUCAUACAAACAAACAACGACAAAGAGCAACAAGAAAUAAUGAGAACCAAAUUUACAACAAUGCUAGACUCACAUCUAAACAAAAUGAGAGAUAGCUACAGAGACAAAUUUAUUAACACAACAGUGGCUCACAGCAAAACAUUUUUGAAACAAAAUAAAAAUAUUUUAAUUUUAAAUGCGGAUAAGGGUAAUGUGACAGUAGCAAUGUAUAAAGAUGAUUAUCAACAAAGAAUGAAUGAGAUAUUAGGUGACAUGAUGACUUACCAACGAUUAAUUAAAGACCCCACAUCUAACUUGUCCAAGAAAAACAAUGAACUCGUGGAAGAAUUGUUUAAAAACAAUAUAAUAUCGACGGCAGAGAAAAAAUGUCUGAAAACUGACGUGGCUAUAGCACCAAGACUAUACGGACUACCCAAAAUUCAUAAAGAAAAUUUCCCCUUGAGACCUAUAUGCUCAUCGGUUAACUCACCUUCAAUACAAUUAUGCAAAUAUGUGGUAAAUAUUCUAAAAAAUCUGACCAAAAACUCCAAAUACAAUGUAAGUGACUCGAUGCAAUUUAGAGAUAAGAUUAAAAACUUGACGAUUAAAGACGAAGAGCAGAUGGUCUCAUUUGAUGUUGUGUCACUUUUUCCAAGUAUACCUGUGGACCUGGGACUAGAAAUAAUAGAGAAAAGAUGGGACGAAAUUGAGGAAUACACCAAUAUGUCAAAGAGCUUAUUUUUAAGUAUUCUAAAGUUUUGUAUUAAAGAUAAUCGAUAUUUUCAAUAUGAGGGCAAAAGAAAGGACUACCUAUGGGUUCACCAGCUUCUUCGAUUGUAG